UCAGAUCUAGAUCAGAGCCCAACUGGGGAAGGACCUCCCACCGUCUUACAGAAAACCGCAGCUAAAUCACACUAGACCCUACUCAUAGUGUUGUGUUUUUGCCUGUGAGUAAGGUUGCCAAAGCUGAACCUGCUCAAUGAGCGUGCGGAGUGUUAGGGUCGGCAACGCGCAUGUAACACCUUUGGAGUUGCAGGUGUCCAUAGGCUAUGGUGACCAUCAGGCGGGCCGUAUGCUUGUUUGCCAUUGACGUAGUAUAAAAAAACUUUGCGAAAAAGCAGCAUAGAAGAUUACUUUGAUAGACUUCGUCAUAAUACGUAUAAACGUUGGUACCUACUAAUUUAUGGGCACUAUUACUAAUGCAGAUAACUAUUGAAUUUCUAACACAUUGCGUUUGAAAAUACAUUCAUCCUUACAUUGAAUUUAACGCAACGAAGUUGGAGACAUCUGGGCCCAUUUCUUGAACCAUAUUAGGCUAAUAUUUUUAGUGUGUUGUCAUGGAAACCCAUACGAGUCGAAUAUUAUUGGUGUGUUGCCAUGGUAAACCAUACGAUUUGACAGUUCGUGUACUAAUUAUAUUAGUCUAAUACCGUUCGAGAAAUAGGCCCCUGUGGUUGUAGUAGGUACAUUCUGUUAAUGCAUUAGAUACAAGAGGUCAAACAUAAGAGUCUUCCAUUAAUAAUGCAAAUCCCCUUAUUGCGUCAGGUUUAUUGUUCCGUUGUGAUCCUUAUCUUUAUUACAUUUAAAACAAAUAAUUACACAUAGUUACUGACACCUUGAAGGUGAAGUCAAAUAGCUGUAUCUAGGCUAAAAAUAGUUGCAACACAUCACAUUUGUACCGUUACACAUCAUUCCGUCGAAAAAUAUUACCUUAAUCAGAAGUCAUAAGUGCAUAAUAUGUUUUCUAAUAAGUAAUUUAAUUCUAACUAACAAAGCAGUUAGUAAUCGAUAAUUUAAUAACCGGAUUAAGGAGCUCUCGUGUUUGUGUGUUCAGUUGGCUACACACAAUAACAACUUGUCACCUUCUGUAUAGCACUUAACACGAUGACGCGGGGAGUGUAGUUUGAAUAAUAUUUUGACGAUAACCUUUGUUAUAUUUAUUUUAAAAACUUUGAAUUGUGUAUUAUUAAAAUGACAUCUAACGACAACAGUUCUAAAAAGGUUUCUGUGUAUAAGCAAUGGCUUGUCGGUUUUAUUGCUACGAUAACCAUGCUAACAUACGGGAUGCAAAGCGGCUGGGUGUCACCUGCCAUCCCCGUGUUGCAGUCAGAGAGCAGCCCAGCUGGCUACCCCCUAUCCGACUACGACAUCUCUUUAAUCGCUAGUGGCAUUAGUGUUCUAGCCACAUUCACAGCAGUAAUAUACGGAUACAUAUCGGACUCUAUUGGUCGACGCUGGACUUUAUUCGUUAUAGUCAUUCCACAGAUUUUAUGUUUUGCAUUGAAGCUGGUGUCAGCUCAUCCUAUAUGCCUCAUGGUAUCCCAGGCCAUGGCGGGCGUCGCCGGCGGGGGCGUGUUCACUGUCGCUCCUAUAUACAUUAAGGAAAUCGCACAGGACUCCUUGAGAGGCGUUCUGGGAUCCUCCGGAAUGUUUUUAGGGAUUCUCGGUCAGCUGGUAAUGUAUGCAAUGGGAGGAUACAUGAGAUAUUACACAGUACUCUGGAUAGUAGUGUGGCUACCUAUUCUAAAUUUAAUCGCGCUAUUUAAAAUACCUGAAUCACCAGCUUUCUUAAUUAAAAAAGGAAAAGUUGAGGAAGCUACUAAAGUGAUGGCGUGGCUGAGAGGAGUUGAAGAAAAUGACAAAGAAGUGGAGAGGGACAUCUCAAUUGCUAAAAAUGAAAUAGCAACAUACGAAAACUUACCAGCAGUAUCAUGGAAGACUAUUUUAUCAAACAAGAUAUCAAGAAGAGCUCUUUGUUUAUCUUUUCUUGCACUCACAUUGCUGGACUUGGGAGGAAAUUAUGCGAUCCUCGCUUAUGCUUCAGUAAUCCUUAAAGACUCUGGUGUUACAAUUUCCCCAGAAUUGCAGGCACUGUCUUUCCCUGCCCUUUUGGCACUAGGGUGCUUGUUAUCUGUUUUCACAGUGGAAAAGUUUGGAAGAAAGCCUUUAAUGAUAACAAGUGCAAUUUUAAUCGGAGUACCUUUGGCGGUAUUAGGAGCACUGCUUCUCAUACAACAGAAUGGAGGUUCCUUUCCAUCUUGGUUAUCAGUAGUUUGUAUAAGCGCAUGCUUGUAUGCGAGCGGACUGCUAUAUCCUUUACCAUACGUGGUCAUGUCGGAAAUUUUCAGCAUAGAGCUGAGAACAAAAGUGCUUGGUGUUAUCGUGACAUCCGGUUGGUUGUUCUGCGCGUUACAGGCUAUCCUGUUCACGCCAAUAUCGGAAUAUUUCGGGAGACAUACUUUGUUCUUCUGUUUUGCCUGCGUCAACUUUAUAGGAGCUGGUUUGAUAUAUAUAACAAUGCCAGAAACAAAAGGGAAGACUGUGGAGCAGAUUGAGAAAGAAUUCGGAGGGAGGAAAUAAUGAGCGGUGUUAACUAUUAUAUAUUUGAACAAUACAGUAACAAUACAUGAAUAUUUUUUUA
Molecule: messenger RNA, 2578 nt
Organism: Cydia pomonella (codling moth)
Lineage: Eukaryota; Metazoa; Arthropoda; Insecta; Lepidoptera; Tortricidae
Product: facilitated trehalose transporter Tret1-2 homolog
Exons: 8
Coding region: 1129-2517 (462 amino acids)
Biological process (GO): transmembrane transport
Cellular component (GO): membrane
Molecular function (GO): transmembrane transporter activity
Source: RefSeq, a predicted model, not a curated record